Molecule: messenger RNA, 5133 nt
Organism: Emiliania huxleyi CCMP1516
Lineage: Eukaryota; Haptophyta; Isochrysidales; Noelaerhabdaceae
Exons: 2
Coding region: 1-5133 (1710 amino acids)
Molecular function (GO): NAD+-protein-arginine ADP-ribosyltransferase activity
Source: RefSeq, a predicted model, not a curated record
AUGCAUCGCAUAUCCUUCGCUGUCGCUCUGAGCGCUCUACUGUCCCACGGGAGCUGCUCGUACUGCAGCGGCCUUUACGAGCCUUUCCCAUGUGGCGUGAUGGUGCCAGGCGACACCCUCAGUCGUGGCCAGUGCAUCGCUAACGGCGACGACACACUCGUCCUCCAGGCGGAUGGCAACCUUGUCCACUACACUGGGAAGCUCACCGUGUCGGGGGAUGCGGUCAGCGGCAAUGCCGAAUCCGCCACCGGCACAACUGAGGGCUUUGAACUCAGAUUCCAGACUGAUGGAAACCUCGUCCUGUACUCCAAAGUCACUGUGGUCUCUUCAAGCUCAAACUUCACCAUCGAGCAGAGCGACACGUCGGGCGAAGCUUCGUCAGACUUCUCCUUGGCGUACAAGGCCAGCAGCACGUUCGCCUACAGCGUCUACAGCGUCAGCCCCACCGGCGCCAGGCGUCGGCGUCUUGCCACGACACUCGUCUUCGCCGGGCAGUGCGGCGGCACAGCUUGCUGCAACGACUGGUGCGCCUGCGGCGAGGACAUCGACGUGACCCAGGCUCACCGGGGCGGCACGCUGCUGGUUCAGGUGGACUCCGAGCCCGAGGGCUGUGGCAUCGGCAGCCCAGCCCAGUUCAAGGUUGAGGUUGCGACCGCUGCCCCUCCGCCUCCGCCUCCAUCUCCACCUCUGUCUCCUCCAGAGGAAGCCGAACCCCUUGUGGAAGCGGCCGUCGCCGCGAGCGUCACCGUCGCGACCACAGCAGCAACAGCUACCGCUGCCACCGCAGCCGCGGCGGUCUCGGCGUCGAUCGGAGCAAUCAAAGCGGCCGAGGCCGCGGCCCUAGUGGCGGGCGCCAUCGCCGCCGCCGCCGCGGCGGCGGCCGCCGCCAAGGCAGCCAGGGGCGCCGCCAGAGCGGCGGUACUGAGAAAGGAGCUACGCAAGCGCAAGGAGGGAAACGCCAAGCUCGAGCGGACCAUUAGUCGUCUUCGCGAGCAGGUUGCGGCAGCGAGUGCAUCCACUCCGAUCAGUCAAGAGUCUCGUUCUGCUGCUUGGAUCGACAGCACCGCAACGGCUGUGUGCGAAGCGUCGAGCGCUGUGAUGGACUCGCCGCUCGCUGCGGUCGAGGCUUGGUCGCUCGACGAGAUGCUCGAGGCCCCCGAGGUGAGCAUCUCUGCUCUCCUCGCCAAGGCGCUGCGCUCGCCGUUGCAAGAAGCGGCGAAAGCGAGUGGCGCGGUGGUCGUUGGCGGCCGCCGCUCUGUUUGUGUGGCCGAGGCGCCGGAAGGCUUGCUUGAGAAGGCCUUCGCGGAGCAGCUGGGCGAGGACGCACAGUGCGAGGAGCGACUCGCGGCACUCUUGGGCACCCGCGACUUCAGCGAGACGCUGGCUCACGCGCUCGCUCCCGCGCUGCGAGCGCUGCACGAGAGCUCGCCCGCGGCGCUGAGCCGGGCGUCGGUGGCGAGGGUCGAGUCCGCACCUCCGCUCUCUGGCAAGUUCAUCGCCACCGCCGAGGAGGCGCAGCCGACGCUGCGUGCGCGGCUCGACGUCGCCGGCGAGCUGGGCUCCCUCUCCCUCACCUCGCUCAAGGAGCGGCUGUGCGCGCUGCUCGAGCUCGAGCCGGCGCUGGUGAACGUCACCGCCGGCGAGGGCGAGGCUGAGGGCACGAGCGACGGGGAGGGUGAGGGCGACGGCCCAUCGGCGGAGCUCUGCAUCGAGGUGACCUGCGUCUCGCCGGACACGCUGCUGCUCUCUGCUUCGGCGACGCGGCUCCACGCGCUGCCGCCCGGGCCGAGCUCGGAGCUCGGAGUGACGCUCGUGCGCUCUGCCGAGGCGAGCGUGGACCUGGUCGUGCCCGCGCUGCGCUUCGGCGAGGUGUCGGCGCUCUUCGGAGGGCUCGCCGCCAUCAUCGGCAAGCGGCCGGAGGUGCCGCUUCUCCAGGCGAUGAAGCAGGAGCACCACGGAGCAGCGGACUCCCGCGAGCCCUUCACCACGGGCAACUACAGCAUCUCGACAACGUCCGCGAUCGAGCACACCUUUGUCGUCGCGCCACAGGAAGGGCCGAGGCUGAUGGAGUCGGCACGGCCCCUCCUGCUCGGCGAGGCCGCGCCGUCGGGAGCGGGGCCCGACGAGCAGGACUCGUGGUGGCCUCACGAGCCCGCGCUGCGCGACGACCCGACGCGCCGCUCCCACUGCCGCGUGCCGCGCCCGAUGGAGGAGUUUGCAGAGGCGCGGGCGGAGGUGGACACGCACCUGGCGGCGGUGGGCGUGCCUCCGAUCCGGGACGACGAGUUCAUCGCCCUCCGCCUCUACACCGGCCCCAUGUUCGAGAAGUACUGCGCCGUGCUGCGCGGCGUGCCGCCCGGCUCCGCCUUCCUGACGGGCAAGUUCCAAAAGCUCUGCCUGGGCAACACCUACCCGGCGACCAUCUACGCGCUGGGCGACGCGCUCUCCAAGCUGAGCAAGAUCUCGCGCGCGGAGAAGGUGUACCGCGGCGUGGCGGGGCUGCGCCUGCCGGACGAGUUCCUCACCCGCGACGAGUUCGGCGUCCGCGGAGGCGUCGAGUUCGGCUUCCUGUCGGCGACGACGGACCGCAGCGUCGCGCUGGCGUACGCGGCGAGCGGCUCGUCGACGGGCGUGGUGUACGAGAUCCAGCAGACGAUGGGGAGCCGCGGCGCCGACAUCUCGUGGUGCAGCCAGUACCCGUUCGAGAAGGAGGUGUGCUUCGCGCCGCUGCUCGGGCUCGAGGUGCAGGAGGGGGCGGGCGGCGCGCCGGCCAAGCGGAUCGAGGGCGGCGUGGUGGUCGUCGAGCUGCUGGCGAGCGUGUCGCACGGCAGUACGGAGGAGGAAAUGUCGCCUGAUGCAGUGACGCGUGCGCGCCCUUCCUUUCUCGCAAAGCACUUGCUUCCCUGCAUCCGCCGCGUGUUCCCGAUGAAGUCGCUGGCAGCGGCCGAGGCUGCUGCUAGCAAUGCGGAGCAGGAUGCGGCGGCGUCCAUGAAGCGUGUCGAAGAUGAAGAAGCGCGAGCACAGGCGAGGGCACAGCACCUGAAGGUGCAGCUGCUUGCGCAAGACAACGAGUCGGUGGAGCACCACGCGACCAUCCAAGGUCUGAGGCUCGACUUGGCUCACGCGCUGGCACACAAUGCCAAGCUGACGGAGGAGGACCUCGCCAGAGCGGAGGCGUGGCUAAGCUCCAAGGCUCUGGCCGCCUGCGAGGCAUCAGGUGAUGCGACGAGCCCGUCAGAGGUGCCCGACGAGGCGGAGAGCUGGUGCAUCGAGCAGCUGAUCGACGGCCGCGAGGUCAACAUCAAAGGCAUCCUCAGCCACAUGCUGCGACGUCGGCUGCAGUGGGCAGCAAAGGGGUGCGACGCCGUGUGGAGCAGCUCGCUUGAGAAGGCCUUCGCGAUGCACCUGGGCGAGCAUGCACAGUGCGAGGAGCGACUCGCCGCCUACCUGCACGAAGAAGGACUCGGCCAGGUGAUGGCUCACGCGCUCGCUCCCGCGCUGCGAGCGCUGCACGAGAGCUCGCCCGCGGCGCUGAGCCGGGCGUCGGUGGCGAGGGUCGAGUCCGCACCUCCGCUCUCUGGCAAGUUCAUCGCCACCGCCGAGGAGGCGCAGCCGACGCUGCGUGCGCGGCUCGACGUCGCCGGCGAGCUGGGCUCCCUCUCCCUCACCUCGCUCAAGGAGCGGCUGUGCGCGCUGCUCGAGCUCGAGCCGGCGCUGGUGAACGUCACCGCCGGCGAGGGCGAGGCUGAGGGCACGAGCGACGGGGAGGGUGAGGGCGACGGCCCAUCGGCGGAGCUCUGCAUCGAGGUGACCUGCGUCUCGCCGGACACGCUGCUGCUCUCUGCUUCGGCGACGCGGCUCCACGCGCUGCCGCCCGGGCUGAGCUCGGAGCUCGGAGUGACGCUCGUGCGCUCUGCCGAGGCGAGCGUGGACCUGGUCGUGCCCGCGCUGCGCUUCGGCGAGGUGUCGGCGCUCUUCGGAGGGCUCGCCGCCAUCAUCGGCAAGCGGCCGGAGGUGCCGCUUCUCCAGGCGAUGAAGCAGGAGCACCACGGAGCAGCGGACUCCCGCGAGCCCUUCACCACGGGCAACUACAGCAUCUCGACGACGUCCGCGAUCGAGCACACCUUUGUCGUCGCGCCACAGGAAGGGCCGAGGCUGAUGGAGUCGGCGCGGCCCCUCCUGCUCGGCGAGGCCGCGCCGUCGGGAGCGGGGCCCGACGAGCAGGACUCGUGGUGGCCUCACGAGCCCGCGCUGCGCGACGACCCGACGCGCCGCUCCCACUGCCGCGUGCCGCGCCCGAUGGAGGAGUUUGCAGAGGCGCGGGCGGAGGUGGACACGCACCUGGCGGCGGUGGGCGUGCCUCCGAUCCGGGACGACGAGUUCAUCGCCCUCCGCCUCUACACCGGCCCCAUGUUCGAGAAGUACUGCGCCGUGCUGCGCGGCGUGCCGCCCGGCUCCGCCUUCCUGACGGGCAAGUUCCAAAAGCUCUGCCUGGGCAACACCUACCCGGCGACCAUCUACGCGCUGGGCGACGCGCUCUCCAAGCUGAGCAAGAUCUCGCGCGCGGAGAAGGUGUACCGCGGCGUGGCGGGGCUGCGCCUGCCGGACGAGUUCCUCACCCGCGACGAGUUCGGCGUCCGCGGAGGCGUCGAGUUCGGCUUCCUGUCGGCGACGACGGACCGCAGCGUCGCGCUGGCGUACGCGGCGAGCGGCUCGUCGACGGGCGUGGUGUACGAGAUCCAGCAGACGAUGGGGAGCCGCGGCGCCGACAUCUCGUGGUGCAGCCAGUACCCGUUCGAGAAGGAGGUGUGCUUCGCGCCGCUGCUCGGGCUCGAGGUGCAGGAGGGGGCGGGCGGCGCGCCGGCCAAGCGGAUCGAGGGCGGCGUGGUGGUCGUCGAGCUGCUGGCGAGCGUGUCGCACGGCAGUACGGAGGAGGCACCGCCACCGGAGCUGCAGCCCCUGCCCGACUCGGCCCCGUCGGGCCAUCUCUCAUCGCGCAAGUCGAAAGGCGCGAGCAUCGCGCCGACCGCAUCAGUGUCAGCCGCUGAAGACGACGACGAUGGUCAGGCUGACGGUGCCAACGUGGAUGAUGGCCCGCGGCUGUCUACGUACGCCCACACACAGAGUCUCUAG